Heterostelium album PN500 is the source of this 501-nucleotide messenger RNA. RefSeq lists its product as uncharacterized. The record is from RefSeq and is a predicted model, not a curated record. The coding region runs from base 1 to 501 and encodes 166 amino acids. The transcript is spliced from 4 exons. Lineage: Eukaryota; Evosea; Eumycetozoa; Acytosteliales; Acytosteliaceae.
AUGACUGAGAUUACAUUCAACUUCGUAAUGAGAUACAACACGUGUAUAUGUUCAAUAGAUUCCGAUGGUCACAGUAUCAACCAUCUCCCAAUAGGAAAAGGAGAAGCUUGCUCCAUGUUCGGAAUGAACUACACUGCUGUCACCACAUGGUUCUCCAACAAGCGCCAAGAGAAGCGUAGAAAGGUAGCCCACGGAGCCGGUGGAAGACGCGUUGUAGUCGAAGCUCUAGAUCGUAACGAUAACUCAAUGAUAAAGUCAGAGUCUGAUAUUCUUCAUAUCGACAAUGACGAAGAAGAUGAAGAACAACAACAUAAUCAUCAUCAACAUCAACAACAACAACAAUCAUCGAGAUACGGUAGUAAUACCCCAACUUCCUCAUCGUCAUAUACAUCUUCAGAUUCAACCAAAGUUUGUUUUAACAGCCUGCCUCAAAUACCAUGCAGAUCCAUCACUCAAUGUACCGAUUGUGAUAGAUUAACAAUCUUGGAGUUAAAAAAAUGA